CCCUACCACCAUCAUCCUCUAUAUAAACAUAAACCAAGAAAUGUAUUUUUAUCAUCAUAUCACAGAUUUAGCUUUCUCUUUUAUCUUAUAACCCAAUCUUUAUAUUUAACCCCAGAUUUGUUAUUAAACAAAAUAAAUAAAGGGGAGAGAGAGAGAUAAAACAGACAACAAAAAGAGUUCUCUUUGGUUUAGUGCUUGCAUGUCUUUUCCAAUUGAUCUCUAAAUUUUUUGCCUUGUUGUCAGUAUUUUUUUUUUUUGUCACUUCUGUAACAACAAUGGCGGAGUUAAACCCAUAAAAGGAGGAUUCUUUCAAAUACAUAUCCUCUUGGCUUCUUCAGCAAAUUCCCAGGUUCAGUAACCGGAGGAGAGAGCUUUCUUAAUUAGAGUAUGAAAUAUGGGAAAUUGAGUUUAAGGGUGUAAAUGGCAGGAUGUUCAGGUUCCAAUUUUAGUUCAGGUCCAUACAUUGAUGUUAGGGUUGAGUAUUUGAAUGAAUGUGAGAACAGGUUAAAGAAAUUGUUUCGUCAAGCUCUUUUGUUUUUUCUUGAGGAAGAGGCUAAUGGAAAGCCUCUGCCUGUUAUUCUAGGUAAUGGUAAAAAAGUUAAUUUGUUUAAGCUGUUUGUGUUUGUCUGUGAGAUAGAUGGGUUUGAUUCUGUGUCUUGGAAUGGGUUGUGGGAGUUAGUGGCUGAGAAGUUAGGCUUGGAUAGUUCAGUUUCUCCAACUUUGAGAUUGGUUUACUCCAAGUAUUUGAACCGGUUGGAGAAAUGGGUGAUGGAGAACUCGAGGAAAGUGAAGUUGGAAGAUCCGGUUGUUAGAAAGAUAGGUUCUUAUGUGGGUUUGUUACAUGAGCUAGGGUUUGGAUUGAAGAGUUUCUUGGAAAAUGGAAAGCGUCAGAAACGUAACAGAGCUGUGGCAUUAGGUUGUAAGAAUAUUGAAGAGUCCCACCAUAGGAAGAAACUUAGACAUGAUAAUAAUAAUGAAGGAGUAGGAACGUCUUGUCCUGUUGUUAGUGAUGCGUCUGUUGUAUGUCUUGAGCAACAAGUAGAUAUACCGGAAAUGCUGAAGUGGCUGACUUCAGUUGCAAUAUCUCCUCAUGAUCCUUCCAUUGGAGUUAUACCACACUCUUGGAAAUGGAAGAAGUUUACUGGCAAGGAGUAUUACAUCCAAGUCAUUAAAGCCAAAAACGCUUUGCUUCUUCAGAGACACAAUGCUGCAGUCAGAUUUACCUAUUCUCCACUAAUGGGUAACCUAACUGUGCAUCCGUCUAUGUAUGAUGAUCAACGACCGUCGUUAGGGAGUUUAAGAUACAGCACUAGGAAUCCGAAGGUAUCAAAACACCAAUCUAGUGGCAGAGAGGUUAUUGCAGGAACAUGUAGAGCCACAGGCUUACAAGUGCCAAAGCAACCCCAGUUCCCGAGAAGGAAUGUUGGUGUAGGACCUCGUUACCAAGCCGUAGUGGACGAAUGGACAGAACCGGGUUUGGAGAGCGAUAGUAAAUGGUUAGGAACCCGUGUAUGGCCGCCGUUAGAAAACAAUGAAGCUGUAGAAGAUUUGGUUGGAAAAGGAAGGGCAAAGUCUUGCAGCUGUGACACCCUCAUAUCUAACUCUGUGGAAUGCAUUAGAUUCCACAUAGCCGAGAACAGAAUGGAGCUAAGACGUGACCUCGGCGAUGUCUUUUUCCAUUGGAGGUUCAAUCAAAUGGGAGAAGAAGUGUCUCUAAGAUGGACAGAACGAGAAGAGAAGAAGUUUAAGAUGAUGAUGAUCUCGAAUCCUAAGUCUUUAUGGAAAAAUGCUGCAAGGCUCUUCCGUGGAAAGAAUAGAGAGGAACUCGUGCAUUACUACUUCAAUGUGUUCUUGAUCAACCGUAGAAGAUAUCAGAACCGUGUGACUCCAAGGCAUAUAGACAGUGAUGACGAUAGUGAAUCUUUUGGUUCUGUUGGUCCCAGUUAUGGUCGUAGUGCUGUUACCUCACCUGAUUCAGAUAUUAUGAUCUGUUCUCAGAAUAGUCAGUGUGGUGAAGUCAUUGACUGAAGAAGAAACAGAAGAUUGUAACAAAAAGAAAAAAAAAAAUGGUUUUUAUGUUUUCUAUGAACUUUUAACUCAUAACCUUCUUCUGAAGAUAGAAGUAUAGGAGUUUGUAGAUUUUUUUUCCCUUUUUUUUUCUUCUUUUUGUGACUUUAUAAAUUUAUUAAUGAAACUAGCAAAAAUGUAACUUUUGGAAUUAGAUCGGUUCA
Molecule: messenger RNA, 2231 nt
Organism: Camelina sativa (false flax)
Lineage: Eukaryota; Viridiplantae; Streptophyta; Magnoliopsida; Brassicales; Brassicaceae
Product: AT-rich interactive domain-containing protein 2-like
Molecular function (GO): DNA binding
Source: RefSeq, a predicted model, not a curated record